AUGGCCCUAUGGCCUUUUCGCACACGGGGCGACAAGCGCUCUGCCGCCGCUGGAGAAGCCGCCUCUGGGCGCAAGAUCGCAAGGGCGGCCUCCGUCAGGCGGAACCGCGAUGCGAGGAGAUACAGCUUCUCGCCUAAUCGACAAGAUGCAAUCGAUGUCGACCGACUCACCCAGAACCAGAAUGAGCACUUGACGGGGGAAGAUGCGCAUGCGCACAACCCUGUCUGGCAGGACCGAGUGCCAACUUUACACCACAAGCGAAGCGGGAAUCAGCCUUCGAGGAGGAAGAGUAGCAAACGGAAGAGGCAGGACCACAACAGAGAAGCAGAGAUCAGGGCCAUGAGCGCCUUCACACCCGCACGAGCCACUACAGAAACAUUUGCCACUGGUCGCAGUUCCAAGCAUGACCACAAGAGGGCAAAGACUCUGCCGGCCAGGGCUCCUUGGGAGGGCGCCAACUCGGAUUUAUCACUGCCUAUUCCCAUGUCCAUCACGUCUCGCAUGUCCUGCGAUUCCAAUUAUUCGGCUUAUCGAGUGACCGCCCUGGACGCUCUCGCCCCUAGACCGACGCUGCGGUAUCAGGGAACGCGACUUCUCCCGUCUCGGGCUUCUGUGCCUACGCGAUCGGGCUCUCAGAGAAACAGACUUGCCGCGCUUGACGAGGAAACGCUCAAGGCGCACAAGCGCAUCGAUGAGCUGGCUGACGAGUUUGACGCCGGUGAGCUGCGAGAGCUCAUGGAGAGAGAUGCCAGAAGGCGGGAGAGGAACAGGCAGCGUGAGCGAGAAAAGGCGGAAAGGAGACUGGCACGAAAGGCAGAGAAGCAGAAGAUGGAGGAAGAGACCGCCAGAGAAAGGGGCACUCCGUCUCCGGAAAACCUUGAACGAGGCGUCAUGGGCCGAGAGGUCGGUCUUGGUAUCGAUCCACCAUCAACGGUAGUGACGUCUUCAAAACAGCGAACUUCCCCAGAGCCAAUGUCUGACGUCGAGGAGUAUGCUCCCAAAACGCCAACAAAGACACCGCAGCCUGAGCCCCUCGAGACGUUCCAUCGAGUUGAUACGGCGCCUCGCGAUCCGGAACCAACGCCCGCUCCCGCGAGACUACCAGAGAUUCCCGGAAAGCCAGACGAACGUGUCCCCACCGUACCACCUGCGAUUCUCAAACUCGAAGGCCACUUGGUACCAAAGACGUCGACAUCAGGAUCCGAGGCGAGCAGCAAGACGAACCGCAUAUCAUUCUCCACGCUGCUUCGAUGGGGAAGAAGCCGCCGCAGCUCUGGCGGGCCAUCCUCCUUUUCCAAUACCUCGCGCGAAGAGAUGUCAGCGGUCGUAGCCGCAGCUGCAGCGGCCCAAGCACAGUCACAAGCAAGGAGCACCGACUCACCUGUGUCAUCAUAUUCAGGCAAUUAUUUGUCUUCCAAGCCAGGUUCGGGCCCGCCAAAGCGAACGCGCUCCCGCUUCCGAGAGGACCUGCCGGAACUUCCGCUGUCACCUCCCAGGUCUCGCCUUCAGUCGCCUGAAGCAGACGCCUCUCUGCCUAGCGUUGCAGAGCACAAGUCUGCCAUACCUGAGCCGAUACAGAUUCCCACCAUGCGAGACGACACCCCGACAUCUGGCCAUCGAUCAAUCGACAUGCCCCAAGUCCGCGCUUCGAGAGACAAAAUGUAUGGCAGCCACUCAGCCGAGCCCCAUCUUUCCAUGUCCCUGGCAUCUGUCGAUUCGGAAGCAUCCUGGCUCUCCGGGCGGGUUGGUAGCCAGAGGAGCCAACGAUUGUCCGUACGUGACCGGAUUCGAUCCCGACAACAAGACCGAGACGCCAGACCAGACUCUCCGGGCAACAGCGCGCAUGAGGACCUCGAGAUCACGGAAGACGACUACAUGUCGCGCCUGAGCCCCGGUCCGACGGACCUGACGUUCAACAAUCGCCUGUCAGGCGAAGGUCGUCCGAGUAGCGACGGAGAAGAGAUGGUGGAUGAAGGAGAAGUUAGAUGGGGAGCCGUGGGCGCUCACCCGCAAUUUGUCUCGCAUGCACAUAACCGCGAUACGGUUCGCAGCCGCGAAGGCUUGCUCAACAUCGACUCCGGAGACGAAGAAGAUUUUGACGUUCCCAUCUCCCCUGUUUCUCCGAUUACCCCCAGCAUGGACGAAAAGGUCGAUCUCGAGCGUGCCACAAGCGUGCGGAUGGAUCGGAACCAUGCCCGUAACUUUAGCGCUGGAAGCGCGAAGCUCCUGGAGAUUCACCCGCGAGAAUCCACAGAUGGCAAGAGGAGGAGUCACGAGCAAUCCAACGGUGUGUGA
Molecule: messenger RNA, 2295 nt
Organism: Trichoderma reesei QM6a
Lineage: Eukaryota; Fungi; Ascomycota; Sordariomycetes; Hypocreales; Hypocreaceae
Exons: 2
Coding region: 1-2295 (764 amino acids)
Source: RefSeq, a predicted model, not a curated record